AUGCCUAGUCAAUCUGAAGUUGAAUCCUUGAAAGCAAAAUAUGCUGCCGCUGGUCAAGAACAUCUUUUUUCCUUUUAUGAGGAACUAGAACCUCAACAACAAGAAUCUCUUUUCAGUCAACUUGCAAAAGUUGAUAUUGAACGCGUCAACCGCAUCUUCAAAAAAGCAACUUCUAGUUUAGAGAUUGCUUCAUCCACUCAACAAAAUAGUUUAGAACCUUUACCUGAUGAUGUAUUUGAUUCAAUAUUAGAAGCAGAAGAAACAAAAAUUAAAGAAUGGGAAAAUACGGGUUUAAAUGCAAUAUCACAAAAUAAAGUUGGAGUCAUUUUAAUGGCUGGUGGUCAAGGAACUAGAUUAGGCUCUUCUGCACCUAAAGGUUGUUACGAUAUCGGUCUUCCUUCUAGAAAAACACUUUUUCAACUUCAAGCAGAACGUAUCUUGAAGUUACAAAAGAUUGCCCAAACUUAUGCAAACUGUAAGAAUGAUGUUAUUAUUCCAUGGUAUGUUAUGACCAGUGGUACAUUACCUGCGCUAACCGAUGAUGGUAAGGUAUUUUUGGAAUCAAAAUCCAAGCUUGCCGUUGCUCCUGAUGGUAACGGAGGAAUUUAUGCCGCCCUUAGAAACGAAAAAGUAUUGGAAUCUCUUAAAUCAAGAAAAAUUAAUUUUGUUCACGCAUAUUGUGUGGAUAACUGCUUAGUUCGCGUCGCGGAUCCCGUUUUUAUUGGGUAUUGCAUUUACAAAAAUGCCGAUUGUGGUGCGAAGGUAGUUCGUAAAUCUUCACCUGAAGAACCUGUUGGAAUUAUUGCACUUCGUAAUAAUAGAUUGAACGUGGUAGAAUAUAGUGAAAUUGAAUCUUCGAUUACAGAAAAAAAGAAACCCAAUGGACAACUCUUGUUUGGAGCCGCAAACAUUGCAAAUCAUUUUUAUACGGUUGAUUUUCUAAACCGAGUAGAAUCAUUUGAAAAUGAAUUAGAAUAUCAUAUCGCAAGAAAAAAGAUUAAACAUGUUGAUAUCAAAACAGGAGAAUUAAUUACACCACUUAAACCCAACGGUAUGAAACUUGAACUUUUUGUUUUUGAUGUUUUCCCAUUCACCGAACGAAUGGCAGUAUUUGAAGCUGAUAGAAAAGAGGAAUUUUCACCCCUUAAGAAUGCACCAGGUACAGGUACUGAUGAUCCAGGUACCAGUAAAAAAGAUAUUAUAAAUCAACAUAUUAGAUUUGUUGAAAAUGCAGGUGGAAAAGUUUUACCAGGAGAAAAUGAAACCAAUUCUGAAAUACUUAAUUUUGAAAUAUCUCCUUUGACCACCAUUAUUGCGGUGGAAUUCAAAGAUGGAAUUGUCAUGGGAGCGGACACACGCGCCACGGUAGGAUCCUUCAUCUCUACUCGAAACGCCAAUAAAAUACAUACCCUUCAUGAAAAGAUACAAUGUUGUCGGUCUGGUAGUUCAGCAGAUACUCAAGCUGUAGCCGAUAUUGUUAGAUAUUAUUUGGAUUUGUAUUCAAUUAUAAAUGAAGAACCAACAACCCAAACAGCAGCAGAAUUAAUGCGUGAAUUAGGUUAUGCUAAUAAAGAAGCUUUGGUUUGUGCUUUUAUUGUUGCGGGAUGGGAUAAGUAUAAUGGUGGCAAUAUUUUUAUUCUUCCAUUGGGUGGAACACUUCAUAAGGCGCCGAAAGAUAUGGAAAAAGAAGAAGCAUUAAAUCUUGUGAGAAAUGAUGGUUCUUCAGGUGGUAGCAUUCGAAUGAAAGUUAUUACUGAAGAAGGAGUUGAAAAGCUAUACAUUCAUAAUAAAGAUAUACCAGGAUGCAUUUUAAAACAUUCAUUCAUUUCCUUAAAUGCUUCUAAACAAUCUACACCUUUAGGAUCAGCAGUCGAAUAUACGAAACAUGAAAAUGCAGUUUUGAAUUGUUCUCCGCAAGUAGCGGCACUAGUGGAUGUGGUAAUGGUCGCAGCGGUGGUAGUAGUGGAAGGUGGUGUUGAAACCACGAGUACCAGGCAUAAUAAAAAUUCCAGAAUGUCAAAAAAGUCCACGACGACGAAAAGUAAAAAUGUUAUGAUAGAAGACGGUGUACUAACUUUAGAAAGUAGAGCGCAAGUAAUUAAAGAAUUUCGAGAAUUACUUGGUAAUGAUAGUGAUAAAUAUGAUGACGAAUGUUUGAUUAGAUUUGCAGUCGCGAGAAGCUUUCAAUUGGACAAAGCAAAACAGCAACUAGAAGAAACAACAGCUUGGCGUAAAUCAGAAGGAAUUGAUUCGAUUCCUUUACCAUUGCUUAAUCCCAAUACACCAGUUCUUUAUAAUAUACGUGGUUUUGAACCUUAUUUAUCAGAUUGGAAUUUAACAGUUGUAGAAGGAGUACCAGAAUAUGUACCAAGAAUUCUUAAUUGCUUUGGAGGAAAUGCUGUGCAUAAAACUGAUAAAGAUGGAAGAGGAAUUUAUAUUGAACGAUUGGGUUUUCAUGAUGCUAAAAAAUUAGCGAAAGAUAUAAAAGCAGAAGAAUUAGUAAAUUGGCAUAUUAGAUGUCAGGAAUUUUCUCAUCGAGUACUAAUGCCUGAAUUAAGUAGGCGAGCAGGAAAUAUAAUUGAUAAGGAAACUGUAAUUUUUGAUUGUGAUGGGAUGGGAUUUCAUCCAGUUACAGAUUUGGAUCAAAAAUAUUAUCCUGAAAGAUUAGGCAAACUUUUUGUUGUUAAUACACCAUUUAUGUUUGUAACACUUUGGUCAUUGGUUAAGAAAUGGUUGGAUCCUGGAAUGUUGAAAAAAGUACAUGUUUGUGGUAAAGAUUAUAAGGAAACGUUACUUCAAAAUAUUGAUGCAGAAAAUUUGCCUACUUUCCUCGGUGGAAAUUGCACUUGUUCACAUAUGCCAGUUAUUCUAAAAAGUAUACCUCCAUUUAAGAUUGGGGAAACAUUACCAUCGCAACCAUCUUCAUCUCCCAAUUCAAAAAGUUAUCGUAUUCUUAAAGGAGAUUCAAAGUCUUAUGAAGUUAUUGUAGUUAACGAUGAUGAAAAAUCAAAUGGAAGUAAUAUAGAAAUUAAUUUUAAAAUAUUAGAAGGUGAAGGUGAUGUAAAAUUGGAAGUACGUUUUAAUAAAUUAAAUGGUUCGGAUGUUAAAAGUGGGGAAAAGAAAAUAACGCCACCGAAAAAGAUAUUCGGUAGUAAAUCAGAAAAUACAUACAUUUAUAAAAUUAAAGCCAAAGAAACUGGUGAAUAUUUAUUUACUUUGCAUUUCAGUGAAGCAGCGAAAUCAGAUUCAUGUGUUAUUGAACAUCAAAUCAAAGUCAACAAUGAACCUUAUGAAUAUUAA
Molecule: messenger RNA, 3300 nt
Organism: Diversispora eburnea
Lineage: Eukaryota; Fungi; Glomeromycota; Glomeromycetes; Diversisporales; Diversisporaceae
Source: the annotation of a GenBank genome assembly